This is a messenger RNA of Uloborus diversus, 2059 nucleotides long. Its product is annotated as diuretic hormone receptor-like. The transcript has 12 exons. Gene Ontology annotation, molecular function: G protein-coupled peptide receptor activity; diuretic hormone receptor activity; peptide hormone binding. NCBI's taxonomy places the organism in Eukaryota, Metazoa, Arthropoda, Arachnida, Araneae, Uloboridae. Gene Ontology annotation, cellular component: plasma membrane. The record is from RefSeq and is a predicted model, not a curated record. Gene Ontology annotation, biological process: cell surface receptor signaling pathway; adenylate cyclase-modulating G protein-coupled receptor signaling pathway. Bases 1 to 1407 code for a protein of 468 amino acids.
AUGGAAAGUGAUUUAUCAUUAGAAGGUAAUUCCUUUGUUACGUUAUAUCCAGAUUUAGAAGAGCUUUCAUUAGAACAGCUAUACUGCAAUUUAUCCCUUUUGCAUGAUGAAAGAACAUUUAAUGAGAGCAACUUGCUGUGUAAUGUCACAUGGGACGGGUUGUCCUGUUGGCCUUCGACUUAUGCUGGUAAUACAGCGACAGUUCCAUGCUUUUCUGAAUUCAACGGCGUUCAAUACGAUGUUAGUGGUAAUGCCAGCCGAGAGUGUCUUCAAAACGCCAGUUGGUCGAGUUGGUCAAAUUAUCGCUCAUGCAAACCUCUAAUAAUUCCGGAAGACGACUACCUCAAGGUGUUGUGGGACAUGAGAGAGGCAGUUACUGUGUAUUAUGUCGGAUAUGGAUUGUCUCUAAUUGCAUUAACGCUUGCAUUGUGGAUUUUCAUUUAUUUUAAAGAUUUAAGAUGUUUGAGGAAUACCAUUCACGCAAACCUCAUGUUCACAUACCUGUUAUUAGACAUUACAUGGAUACUCACAGCUCGACUUCAGUCCAGUCAUAACUACAUCGCAAGCAGGGUGGCUUGCUUUUUGACCAUUUUCUUAACUUAUCUGAUGGGAACGAAUUUCUUUUGGAUGUUCGUCGAAGGACUCUAUCUUUUUAUAUUGGUGGUUAAAACCUUCUCUGUCGACAACAUAAAGAUUUAUAUUUAUGCAACAGUAGGAUGGGGUCUACCUGCUGUAAUAGCAGCAACGUGGGCGGGAACCAAAGCUCAUUUUGGCAACAAUAUUGAAGACGUUCUAGCUCCUCAAGGGUGUCCAUGGCAGAAGAGGGACUAUUACGACUAUAUUUUUAUUUGCCCAGUCAUACUUGUUUUAUUGGUAAAUAUUAUCUUUCUUCUGAAGAUUAUGUGGGUUCUCAUUACGAAAUUACGUGCUACAAAUACAGUUGAAUCUGAACAAUACAGGAAAGCGGCAAAAGCUUUGCUAGUUCUUAUACCCUUAUUAGGUGUGACAUACAUACUUGUUAUAGCCACGCCAAGUCAUCGUACUGGUGAAAUAGUUUUCACAUUCAUUCAAGCGACACUUCUUUCCAUACAGGGAUUCAUUGUAGCAGUUUUGUAUUGUUUCCUAAAUGGGGAAGUUCAAAACUCUGUGAAGCACCGACUAGAGCGGUGGAAAAUACGCAGAGCCAUCAACAAGGGUCAACAUCAAGCUCUGAAUUAUGGUACGUCACCUCAUAAUGAGAAAUUUUACCGUAACCGAGGUGUCAGAGAUAGUUGCAUCAGUUUUGCGACCUCAACCUCUUUUGUCAAUUUUCAAGGUGCGAGAUCGCCAUCGGUUCCUGCUGUCAACAGAUUAGACAUUUAUGUUCCUGUCAUUGAGGCACCUCCAGUCAAGGAUGAAACUGUUUGAAAAUAAAUCUUGUGCUACAUCACUUUUUAGCCAUCAACAAGGGUCAACAUCAAGCUCCGAAUUAUGGUACGUCACCUCACAAUUAAAAAUUUUACCGUAACCGAGGUGUCAGAGAUAGUUGGAUAAUGUUUGCGACUUCAACCUCUUUUGUCAAUUUUCAAGGUGCGAGAUCGCCAUUGGUUCCUGCUGUCAACGGAUUAGACAUUUAUGUUCCUGUCAUAGAAGCAUCUCCAGUCAAGGAUGAAACUGUUUGAAAAGAAAUCUCGAGCUACAUCACUUUUUGUAAAUUAUCAAAAGCAAGUUGGGAAAUAACCAUUAUGGCUGUCAAUAAGUUGCGCGUGCUGAAGAAAAAUGUAAAUGAUCAAGAAGGGAUAAGUUUGAAGCAAAAUCACCCCCAGAGAUCAGAUUAAAUCAUAUUUCAAGAAAUUUGUGAAAUUGCUGAAUUUCCGUUUUAAACUAUCUAGACAUUUAAGGGAGUCCAGGACACAUUAAAAAAAAAAAAAAACUUUAAACAAUUUAGAGUUUUGAAAUUUUUGCACUUAUUCACCAUAAGUUUAAUAAGCAAACCUAUAACAUAUUUUUUUUAUUUUAUUUAAAUUUAAUUAUUUUUUUUUUCUAAAAAAAUGGGAUUGCUUUAAAUCGUUAAAAUUCA